Lonchura striata (white-rumped munia) is the source of this 2571-nucleotide messenger RNA. RefSeq names its product CD34 molecule (gene CD34). The record is from RefSeq and is a predicted model, not a curated record. Gene Ontology annotation, biological process: cell-matrix adhesion. NCBI's taxonomy places the organism in Eukaryota, Metazoa, Chordata, Aves, Passeriformes, Estrildidae. Gene Ontology annotation, cellular component: membrane.
ACAAGCACAACCCCUGAAGUAGAAACCCACCCCACAAGUGAGUGAUCUCAAAGGCUUCUUGAACUCCAACCAAGCUGCAUGAGCUCAGAGCUGCUGCGGGAGUGAGGAGCCGGCGCUGGCCCGGCCGGACCCGCUGCUCCGGGGCAGGGAAGGUUUUUGGGCUUCUGGCAAUCCCCACAGCCAUGAAGUGGAGGUUCCUGUGCAUCGCCUGCCUGCUGGAGCUGGCUGGCUGCACUGCUGGGAGCACCACGGCCACCCCCAGCCCGGCGGGCACGGCCCUGGCAGCGAGGGACAGCGGCACAGGGACAGCCAGCAGUGCCACCGCUGCCAGCACAGCGCCGGGGGACACCAGCAGCGCCAGGCCCACCUCUGCUGGAGGUGCCGCCAGCCCGACGUCGCCGCGGCUCCUGGGGCAGCUGAGGACGAGCCCCCAGCCCAGCCCGGCCCCCACAGCGCUGCCGGGCCCCUCCCUGGGGCUGCCGGGGAGCUCAGGGGUCCCCGGGAGCCUGAGCCCCCCGACACAGCCCCAGGACGGGGCGGACACCCCCGCUCCCCCCAGCCCUGCGGCCACCCCGGAGCGCCCCACUGUGCCAGCCACCACCGCCCCGCGGGCCACCAGCGCCCAGCCGCCCGUCCCUGCCAUCGACUGCCACCGGCGCCCCGGGCAGGAGGGGGACAGCGGGACCCUCUGCCUGCGGCUCAACGAGUCCAGCACCUGCGAGCACUUUUUGCAGAGGAAGGGAUCGGAUUUAUGGCAAGCACUAUGUGAAAAUAGAACCCACACCGUGGAGUCCCCCUGCGAGAUCCAGCUCACUCCAUCCAGCCUGGACAGGGGCUGUUUGCUCCUCAUCCUCAGAGGAGAGGAAGAUCCUGACAAACUGCUGAACACGCUCCAGAAGUCUCACUGGGAAAAGUUUGGAAUAGAAUCCCUUAAAAAGGAGGGUGCGAGGAGCCAGCGGGACCCUUCUCAGAAGACCCUGAUCGCCCUGGUGACAUCUGGGCUGCUGCUGGCGUUCCUGGGGCUGGCUGGAUAUUUCCUGAUGAGGCGGCGCAGCUGGAGCCCCGCGGGACAGAGGCUGGCUGAAGACCCCUACUACACGGAGAGCGGCAGCCAGGGCAACACCAUGCUGAUGUCGCCCUCGCAGGAGCCAGCGGAGCUGCAGGAGAAGCCCAGCCCGCCCAGCCCGCCCAGCCUGAACGGGGCCGCGCAGGAGAACGGGACGGGCUCGCAGAGCGGCCGGCCGGGCCGGCAGCGCAGCCCCGCCGACACCGCGAUGUGACCGGGCACGGCCGGGCUCUGCACCGCCGGGGAAGUGCUGCCUCCGCUAUCGUUAUUCUCGUCUCUGUGAAGGACUCCAAAAUCAGCCUAAAGCACGUGGAGGGCCAGAGCUGCCAAAGAGCAGCUCCUCCUCCUCCUCCUCCUCCUCCUCCUCCUGCUGACCACACAGGACACUUUUUUUGCAGCUGUUCUCUGCCUUUGUUGUCAGAAGAACAUCAGGACAAAUGCCCGUGCCCUUCGCCCUCCCCAGCUUUUAGGCAGAGGCAGUUUGACUCCAAGCAGCCCAGAUUUCUGGUAGCAAUAUGUUAGGCUGACUACAGUACUUAAAUUGGGAUUGCAGUGACAAAAGCCUCUCAGGUUUCAGAUAGUUUUGGUUAACAGAGUUGUUUAUAAUCUCAUCUUUACGUUUAAGUGCAGGAUUUCUUCCUCUUCUGAGACCAUCAGGCAUUUAACCCCUUCCUGUCUUUAGGGCUCCUCUACUGUUUCCUACUCCAGCAGAAUCUGCUGAAGCUGUGUGUAAAACUUUCCACGUGGAAUUGGCUGAAAUGUCAACUUCUUUCUCUUUGAAUCCUACCAGGACUGUGUCCUGAAGGUUUUUUUGGAGGGAAAAAACCUUCCCCAGCCUCCCCCUGCCAGGGGCUGGGGGCUGUGACAGGCAGAGCCAGCAAUUUAUCCCUUGAGUGAGAUGGAGAAGGCUGGGCAGGGCUGUGGGGCUCUGUGGGUCCCUGGGGCUGGGGCACUCUCCCUCUGGCACCUGGGGCAGGAAUUUGGGCAGGAGAGGUGCCAAAGGGCUCCCAGAGGGAGCCGUGGGCCAUGGGAAGUUCAGAGUGGGAAGUUCCAAGGCCAGGAGCAGCAACAGGAGCACUCUGAGCUCUCCGUGCUGCUCCUGCUCCCCAGGGAAGCGCUGCUGGGGCCACCUCGAGCUCCUGGCAGCUCGCUGGGCGCCAGGGACCCGGGCCAGGCUUGUUGCCCAUCCCAAGCACAUUUUUAGGGAGCCAAGCCCCGAUUGUGCCAGCCCCGUGCUGCUGGUGCCAGCCCAGGAGGGCUGGUGGCUCACCACGAGCACCAGCAGCGACCUCCACACCCCAAAUAAGCCCAAAAUUGGCCCUUGAAGCUGAUCCACCCUCUCACGAGUGAAUUCAUCCCAGGCUUCUCUCGGUGCUGAACACUGAGGGGAAGGGUUUUUUUUCUGGUACAGCACUCAAAGCAACGACAGCAGCACCCAUCACCACCUGGGGCUGUUUUUUGUGGGUGCAAGACUCGCUUUAACACAAUUAAAAUAUUCCAGGCUG